GAUCGCGGCUUCAGAGGCACAGAAUUACUUUCACCUUCGUCCAGCACGUCCCCUGCGGCGCGAUCUCUUAAUUGUCGUCGCCUCCCCGUUCCCCGCCGUUCUCCCCCCUCCCCCGGAUUUCCCAUUUGCUCUGCCACAUUUUCAGAACCAGGUUCCUGGUAGAACACAAAACCUAAACGUUCCUUCCCCCGCUAGAUGGUGCGGCAGAGCUCUCAAGGUAGCUAGCGAGGCACGCACACACCAGCAACAGCAGUAGUGAGGCGGGCGAUUCGAUGAAGCCAACAUUCGCCAUCUCAGUCCUGGUCGCCGCCGCGGGUACCGCUUCGGCGCAGUUCGUCACGUCCAUUACGCCGGUAAGUGUUCCUCUCUUGGCACUAGCCUCACUUUCUACUCCUGCAUUGGCGCUGACUUGUCACCAACAGGCCGUCGCGGCACGAAAUGGGGAUGAUGGCGGCGUGCUCGACAGACGACAGGGGGCUGUCACUACUGUUCUGAGAACUAUCACAAAAACAUCGACGAGGCAGUCAACAUCAACUGCGCCGCUGUCAGAGAGCCGGGACUCCUUCAGUCCCGGCAGCUCCACCGCCUCGGCGGCAGACACAACCAUCACAACCUCUGCAACGCAAAUCAACACCGACUCCGGCUCCAGCUCCAUUACCAGCUCCAGCCCUACCCUCACCAGCAGCAGCAACACCCUCACCACGUCGAGCAGCACCGAAACCACCGCCGCCUCGACUCGAGUCCCAGAGCCUCAAACAGGAGGAGGGGACAAGAUCAGCUCGGGCACCGCAGCGGGCAUUGCGGCCGGCGUGGUUGGCGGCGUACUGGCGUUCGUCGGCGUCUUCAUGAUCGCCUAUCACAAGCGGCAAAAGGUGCAGAACGGAACCGUGGUGACGGCUGACUAUCCGCAUUCGCUAGGCGACCAGAAACCGCCGAUAGGCGGCGUCCCUUCGCGAAGCAACACCGACAUGUUCUUCCCCCCGCCCGCGGCGCGGUAUCCCAUCCGUUCACGAAGCAACACCGAUAGGUUCUUUCCCCCGCCCGCGGCGCUGGCGGCGUAUCCAGCCCCCGCAAGGAACGAUGCAGAAAGUAGUGGCAAGGGCAAGGGCGGUUCCGAGAUGACGCUGGGGGCGAAUGAUCUAGCGUACGACACGGAGAGGAGUGGCCAGGACGCAGGAUACUCGCCGCAGAGCGGUCACGAGAUGGGAUACUCGCCACGGGGCGGACAGGAGGUAGGAUACUCGCCGCGCAGCGGUCAGGAGAUGGGACAAUCGCCGCGGGGUGACCAAGAAAUGGGAUAUUCUCCACGGGGCGGUCAAGAAAUGGGAUACUCGCCACGGGGCGGUCAAGGCAUUGUAUCCUCGCCGCGGAGCGGUCAAGACAUGGGAUACUCGCCACGGGGCGGUCAAGACAUUGUUGUAUCCUCGCCGCGGAGCGGUCAAGACAUGGGAUACUCGCCACGGAGCGGCCCAGUCGCGAGCCCAGGGUACCAAAACCACCAUGCCGUUUCCACCGACGUGCCCAUGCCAGCGGCGAACCCGGCCAGCAAUGCGUCGGGGCAAGCCGUCGCGUAUCCUCCCAAGGGCGACAACUUCAGCCUCCCAGCCUUCAUGAUACCUGGGGGAGAGCGGGCCCGCUCCGCGAGCUUUGGAAGCCCAGAGGCAGAUCCGAGUUCCUCGCCGCCGCCGCCAGUCCCGCGAGUUGGCAGGGCGCUGGCGACGGGCAACGAGUCUCCGCUGGAACGCAAUGAGGUCGAGCUGCCGUGAUCCAAACCGCCCCGGCACGCAUGUAUGUACAUAGGUAUCUUGUAAAUAUAGCCUCCGCGGCAAGUGUACAGUACUUGGGCGGACUUUGUGCUGUGCCUCGCGUGACGUGGAUUGAAGUGUUCAUUGCCCCUCAAACAAAUGCAUUCGCGCGACAGAGCCUACAUCUCCCAGUUCAUAUUAAACAGAUCGCUCAGCCAGACCUCGGACUCAUCCAGCUGCAAAACUGGCGUUGGAGGCGGCGCGUCUGUCAUACCGCCGUACGCGACGCCGUCCAAUGGCGCUGCCAGGGCGAUAUUACCUCGCUCCAGCGCCGCGAACUCCAUGAGCCAGUGCUCCUUGAGCGUCAGCAUCAUCUUGGAGCAGCUCACAAACACGUCGUCGUCCAGGUUGGG
This is a messenger RNA of Lasiosphaeria miniovina, 2158 nucleotides long. RefSeq lists its product as uncharacterized. The record is from RefSeq and is a predicted model, not a curated record. Bases 273 to 1766 code for a protein of 497 amino acids. The transcript has a single exon. NCBI's taxonomy places the organism in Eukaryota, Fungi, Ascomycota, Sordariomycetes, Sordariales, Lasiosphaeriaceae.